UGAAACUGUAAACUGUUUAGAAGAACCAGAAUCUAGCUACCUCUUCAGAAAGUUUCCUUUCAAAUUUUCUCGCAAGCCAAUUUACGGAGAGUCCAAAGGAUAAGAAGAUAAUUCGAAAUCUGAGCAAUUGCGAGUCAAUAGAAACGAGGGUUUUGCCACUACCUCCUUAGAUUUAGGAUCCAGAAAAACUUUGCAGGUCCUCUCGGAUUGCUGCGGAGAUCUUCAGGAUGAUAUGUGUAUGUCUCCGCUGAUAUUUGAAAGCUAGAAAGUUACCAUUCAUGAUGGCAGGUACAACCUGCAAUCUCCUAUGUGAUGGCCCCUUAUAAAUGGGCGGCAGUUUGUUCCUUGUUUAACUCUAUCUAUUGGUUACAAACUUUAGUCUUACUGAAGUAAUUUGAGGUGUGAUGGAACUCUGAAUUUUGAUCCUUAAUGAUCAAUUUAAAUGGGAGAUCCGUUGCGUGCAUCUGGUCCAAGUAGGAACUCUGAACUGAGCAGCCUUACUUCUAGGAACAAGGUUUCAAAUCGAAGUUUAGUUGCCUCUGCUCAUAAAGGUUUCUUGCAAAGUGCUUCUAGGAGCAUAGCUUCACUGCGCCAAGGAAGAAAAUCUGGUGGGGUAGCAGGUGAUGUAGCAGUAUUUUUACUCAAAGUUGCUGCAUUAGAGACGGUGCGACGGGUUUCUAGGUCUAGGUGUCCCUUUGUAUGGCGCAACAUUCAGGGAUUGCAAGUUCUUUGUUAUCCGCCAUUUAAGUGGAUUCAGAGAUGGGCUCCAUUCAAGGGGUUGAUUGGAAGAAUACAGAUUUUUUCAAGACCAUUGUUAGUCAUAUCAGUAGCGACAGCUUUUUCUGAUCCAUAUGCCUGCCCCGUUGAAACAUCAGAUGGUAGUGAUAGUUCUCAUGCUGAUUCAGGAACAGGUGCUGAGCCACCCCCAGUGCUGUCUACACUGGACACCAGAAGUUCUGACGAAGCUCUUGAAAGUCCUGUAUCUGAAACAUGGAUGAUACAACUCCAUAAGGAUCUCAAAAGUCAAGGAAUCAGUUUACCUGAAAGAAUUAAUGAGGAUGAGUUUGUUCGAUUUCAUAAAGCUGCAAAUGGAGACUAUUCUGUAUUGCUACCAGCAAUUAAAAAGACAAUUCUGUGGAGGCAGACUUAUAGAAUUCUUUCAGAAGAAGAGCUUGAGACAUGGUCAAAUAUGGUCUUCUGGCAUGGAGUUGAUUUGAUGCACCGACCUUGCCUCAUUGUACGGCUUGGACUAGCUUGCUCGCUCUUACCACCUCAUGACAAACCUCGCUUUGCUCAAGCAAUCAUAUCUCAGGUGGAGCAUGGAGUCCUGCAUUUAGUCAAUGCAGAUAAUCCUUACAUAACAGUUCUGGUGGAUUGUGAAGGAUUAUCUCCAUUGAGAAUCCCCAUGCAAACGAUGAGAACCUGUUCUUCUCUUCUGCAGCACCACUUUCCAAAUCUUCUUGGGUAUUUGUUUGUUAUACGGCUUCCUCCAAUGGUUCGAGUUAUUGCUCAAACCUUUUUUCAAAUUAUGAAGCCCACCACUCGAAAGAAGUUGAAAAUUGAGGGGGAUAUGUACCACAGGGUUCUCUCUGGGUAUCUUCCAACACUGCCUUCAUAUCUUGGUGGCGAUUGCAUUUGUUCCAUAUGUUCAGACAUAAGCUUACACAGUAUGCAGCAGCCACACACAAGUAAGAGGAACAGAAUAGAGUCGGAUGCAUAUCUUAGUGAUGAUGAGGAUUUGCAUUCACCACAUCUGAUUUAUGAGCCCAAUAUUCCCUCAGUUAGCAACUGUGACUGCGUGUUCAGAACCGCAGUAAUAGGCAUUCUCAUGGUGUGGGUUUUUAUAGCUUUAAUUGCAGGACUAAACGAUCCUGAAAGCCGUCCUUUCUAGUCAUAUUGAGGUAAAGGAGAACAACCUUUUCAUUUACCUUGAUGUUAUAUUUCUCUAAGCAUCCUUAAUGAAUAAUUAUACCAUCUGUCUAUGAUAUUGACAUCGAUCUGAUCCUCAAUAUAAAUAACAAAUUCAGUUGUUCUGCUACAUAAAGAUGCAUUAUUGUCCAUUAUUAUC
This is a messenger RNA of Tripterygium wilfordii, 2068 nucleotides long. RefSeq lists its product as uncharacterized. Lineage: Eukaryota; Viridiplantae; Streptophyta; Magnoliopsida; Celastrales; Celastraceae. The transcript is spliced from 7 exons. Bases 443 to 1891 code for a protein of 482 amino acids. The record is from RefSeq and is a predicted model, not a curated record.